Messenger RNA from Lactuca saligna, 483 nucleotides. Lineage: Eukaryota; Viridiplantae; Streptophyta; Magnoliopsida; Asterales; Asteraceae. The record is from the annotation of a GenBank genome assembly.
AUGAUUAACAUUCGAUUACAUUUGAUCACAGAUAUUCUUUUAAGAUUCAAGGAUAGUCAUGGUGGCUUCAUGUGGUGUGCUGGUGUUGGCAGAAUCAACAGGGCUCCAUUAGAAGAGGAUGCUGAGAUGCUCUUCUCACCAUCGUUCAUCUCCAAAAAUGGAGUUAGGAGUGAUAGAGACAAAGAAAGGGGUACCCGUGAAAUAAGAGACAAAGAUAGGGAUAAAGAUAGGAGCAGGGAGGAUAGAAAUGGAAAGGGUAGAGAUGAAGAUAGAGAAAGAGAAAGAGAAAGAGACAUAGACAGAGGUGGUGAUAGUGAUAGGGAGAGGGACAGAGUGAGGAUACCAGUAAUGGCCCACCAUAUUCCGGGUAACAGUUGCUACAAGCACAACAUCCAAGGAGGUAACAAUCUUGUGGAAAGGACUUAUGAAUCAGAUGUUAAUGGUAACAAGUUUAACACUCGAGUCCAUACGAUUAGAUGUUAA